Messenger RNA from Peromyscus leucopus (white-footed mouse), 2822 nucleotides. RefSeq names its product short chain dehydrogenase/reductase family 42E, member 1 (gene Sdr42e1). Gene Ontology annotation, molecular function: 3-beta-hydroxy-Delta5-steroid dehydrogenase (NAD+) activity. Gene Ontology annotation, biological process: steroid biosynthetic process. Lineage: Eukaryota; Metazoa; Chordata; Mammalia; Rodentia; Cricetidae. The transcript has 3 exons. Bases 1638 to 2819 code for a protein of 393 amino acids. The record is from RefSeq and is a predicted model, not a curated record.
GAUCGGGGUCUCGAGGGCUGUCGUCGGCCUCUUCUGGGAUGGCAGGGCAGUCCUAAACGCACUUUGGCCGGGUUUAUGACAGGAGCCGGCUGAGGGUAACAGGUGGCAGCCAGCGGAGGGUGACAGAAGCUGAAGGUGACAGUUGAGGCUAAUAGUUGGCGGCUGAGGGUAACAAGUGGCAGUUGAGGAUGACUAAUACCUGCUGAGGGUGACAAGUGACGUCUCUGGGAUAUGGUUGUGAGUAGCACCAACCUAGGUGGCAGGGGCAUGGUCUUCUCUGUGCUCUCUGUUUCCAACGUGCUUGUUCAGCCCAGCCAUCUAGAAUGUCGAGUCCGUAGACAUCAGCUCUCCUCUUUGGCUUUUUGGUUUAAUUUUACAGACAGCAGGCCCAUGCAGAGCCUCCCACAGGCACAGAGCCAGAAUCAAUUCAAAGCUUUCUUUAACAUCACGUGGGGAGGGAGAGACUGUGACACUCUCUUUGUGACAAAUGAUUUGGAUUUCUCAGUUACAGUGGCAAACUGAGGUUCCAAUUAAAAUGAUUUUUUUUAAUUAAAAAGGUACCUCUGAGGUGUGUGGUAGACCAGGUGUGUGAGUCAUACUCACAAGGAGCCACUGGGAUGAUGGCAUGAGCAGGGCUUGUCCCAACACCAAUCUUGGGUGCUAUACAUGGAGGUUAAGAGUCAGCCAGAGCUGAUUCAAGCUCUGGGUGAAGCUGAGCCUGCGUGGUUGUGAGCAAGGUAUCAGGGCUGUCUUCCUCAUCUCUGAGACUCAGAGGAGUCUAUUGCUACCUCGGAGUUGUGCUUAAGCAUCAGUGGCACACCUUUAAAACCCCUUGCCUGUGAUGAACAACAAGUGUGGCCGUAGUCGCUGUGAUUUGCAUUGUAGGGAGGCGGAGGCAAGGGUUCAGGGUCACACAGAUAGCUGGCAGUAGAUCUCAGUCCCGGAUCCGUUUCUCAUAAUUCCCGGUGUAAGAACUUCAAUGCUGUGUCACGCACCCCAUUGCCUGGGAGUCGAUGAGGCAGCUUCUCCUUUGCCCUCCUGAGGCAUUGCAGAAUGUGCUGGUUGUGAAACCACACACGGUUCAGAUCACUGGGGACUCUGUACCUAUUGCUUCAGGUCAUGGACUCUGCCCAGCUCUCUGGGGCUGCGGUGGUUGAGACAUGAGUGAUAGAGUCAGACAUCCCUUGGCCCCAGUGGGAUACAUGGAUCCCUGUAUCUACUCCUCACCUAAGGAACUUGGAGUGGAUGGGCCUCUGGGCCUCAGUUUAUUCACCUGCAAAACAGUACCUGCUAGUUAGCACUGUCUCUUUAGGGUAGUGAUGAGCACUUAGUAACAUAAUUUGAUAAACAAGUCAUGGGGCCAUGCCUGGCACAUUACCGCAGGCGAUGCCUCUGUGGUAGGAUGGAGUAGCAGGCAGGCUGACCUGAGACGGAAGGAGGCAUGGGGGUAGCAGAGAGGACAAGGGCUAUUUGGAAAGCUGUGGAGGGUUCACCCUGCCUGUCGAGAUCACUGAUCUCUAGUCUACCAGAUGCUCCUUGUCCCUGAAGACGGUUCUAGCGAAGGAGUCUACAUUCACAGAGAGUUUCCACAGUAAUUUGAAAAACGGAUUGGUCUGGUUGUCCCUUUGCUAUCCCAGAUGGACUCCACAAGAUUCACAGAGGAAACCGUCCUCAUAACGGGAGGAGGCGGAUAUUUUGGCUUCCGCCUCGGCUGUGCUCUGAACCAGAAAGGAGUCCACGUGAUUCUGUUUGACAUCAGCCAACCUGCCCAGAACCUUCCAGAGGGAGUCACGUUCAUCCGUGGAGACAUCCGCUGCCUCUCUGACGUGCAGACAGCCUUCCAGGACACUGACAUUGCGUGUGUGUUUCACAUCGCCUCUUAUGGUAUGUCUGGGAGGGAGCAACUGAACAAAACCCUGAUUGAAGAGGUCAACGUGGGCGGCACAAACAACGUCCUCCAGACCUGCCUGGAGAGAGGCGUGCCCAGGUUAGUCUACACGAGCACGUUCAAUGUCAUCUUUGGAGGUCAAGUCAUCAGAAAUGGGGACGAGUCUCUGCCUUACCUGCCUCUUCACCUGCACCCGGAUCACUACUCCCGGACCAAAUCCAUUGCAGAGAAGAAGGUGCUGGAAGCCAAUGGCUUGGCCUUCAAGCAAGGCCAUGGCGUCCUUAGAACCUGCGCACUAAGGCCCGCUGGCAUCUAUGGGGCCGGAGAACAAAGGCACCUUCCCAGGAUAGUGAGUUACAUUGAGAGGGGCCUGUUCAGAUUCGUGUACGGCGAUCCCAACAGCCUGGUUGAGUUUGUCCAUGUGGAUAACCUGGCAAAGGCUCACAUUCUGGCCUCCGAGGCUCUAAAAGCUGAUAAGGGCCACGUUGCCUCUGGGCAGCCCUACUUCAUCUCAGAUGGCAGACCUGUGAAUAACUUUGAAUUCUUUCGGCCCCUGGUUGAGGGCCUGGGCUACACGUUCCCAUCCCUCCGCCUGCCACUCACCCUCAUCUACUGCUUUGCUUUCCUAGUGGAGGUGACCCACUUCAUUCUGGGUAGGCUCUACAACUUCCAGCCUUUUCUCACCCGCACUGAGGUUUAUAAGACUGGCGUCACACAUUAUUUCAGCUUAGAGAAAGCCAGGAAAGAGCUGGGCUAUGAGCCUCAGGUGUUUGACCUGCAGGAGGUAGUGGAGUGGUUUAAAGCCCACGGUCAUGGCAGACGGUCUGGAGGUGAAGACUCGGGGUUUAUUCUGUGGGAUGGAAUUCUGGUCCUCCUCUUGGCGCUCUCUCUUCUUACCUGGUUUCCUUCUUCCACAGUUCUGCCUGUGUGAAGA